Molecule: messenger RNA, 1770 nt
Organism: Letharia columbiana
Lineage: Eukaryota; Fungi; Ascomycota; Lecanoromycetes; Lecanorales; Parmeliaceae
Exons: 2
Coding region: 1-1770 (589 amino acids)
Biological process (GO): protein polyubiquitination
Molecular function (GO): protein binding
Source: RefSeq, a predicted model, not a curated record
AUGGAGAGGCUUCCUGCGGAGCUGCUUCUCCACACUGCUUCUUUCCUCGAAGCACGCGACAUCAUCCUCCUCCACCUAGUGUCAAAGCACCUCUUUAAGAUUACUCGAGAUAACGAGCUAUGGAAGAGGUUUUGCUUAGACGACUCUUCCUCAAUUGCUGGUCGCCGACGUCGAGAUUUCCUCUACGGCCCACCGAUUCCCAUUCAAGAACCUCGAGUCUUCGAGUUGCAGAGAGCCGUCGCUCGUUCAGGCAACAGCAAUGCCUCCCAGAAAGCGGAGGCAGCUACGUCGCGAGGCAUGGCUAGUUGGGACCCUACGUAUCCGGAUGAGGAGGUCGAUUGGUAUGGUGAAUACAUAGCUAGACACGCACCGUUGUCUAUGAGCUGGCUGGAGCAACCCUUCAGCGAGCAGCACGGGUUGAGAGAGAAGUUGGAGACGAGGGGCUUGGGCAUAUUCAAAGAUCACGACGAAAGUAUGGUGGUCUCCCCAUUAGAUGACGGAAGUGUAUGCGUUUGGAAUAUUGGUCGCGAGGAUGCACCUCCUGAUUCCCGAAUUGGCCGGAUCAUGGCACGCAGCAAACCUGGUUUACUCUCAGUCAAUGGACCUGAUGGCAGCACAUCGCAGGACCCGACAAUGUCAAGAGCCAAAAUGACAAGCACUGGUGUCGUCGAAUGCGUGAGCGUUGACACAGCCCGCAAUAAAGCAUACUUUGCCGUCCAAUCUGGGCUGAACGAGGUCGACCUAACGACCCUCCAAAUCUCCUCCUACGACCGCUAUCCUUUCUCUAUCACUGCCCUUUCAGAAGCCGCUCAUCCCAUACCGUUGACUGUCGGCACGAGCCUCUCUCUCCACCUUCAUGACUCGCGUUUGAGCAACAAUGGAGGCCGUCCAAGCUCGUGGAUCAGUGAUCGUGUCGACACUAACUCGAAUGUAUCCCGCGACCUUCGAUACAGCACAACCGACUUCCACCGCCUAAGCUCUGGCGACCCUCCGCAGACUGACUACGCAACCCUCUUCCAUCCCUCCCCCCUUUCAAUCCUGCACAUCAACCCGUCCUCCGCAAUUUACGUCGCUGGCCGCUUUCCAAGCAUUCUAAACUACGAUCGCCGUUACUUCCCAAACUUGACCUCCGCCAUCCAUUCGGGUGCUCGCCUCUGCUCUAUAGCCUCGUUGCCUACCCCCAACCACCCCACUUUGGCAGCAGCAGGCGAAUAUAACGGGAAAGGCUCUCUGGAACUCUAUCCUCUUGAAUCUGCAUCCAUUGUCUCACCGAGUGAUAAGAGCCUUGAACCGGCACGAAAUCGUACCUCAGCCUCCCGCAGCAAACUCCUCAGUCUCACACCUCACGGUGCUCGUCUCCUAUUCUCCGACAGCGAUGGCCAGCUCAAGUGGGUUGAGCGUGACGGGUCAACUCUAGUCCGCAGGUGGAACAUCAAUGCGGUGAACAAAUUCUUCAAUCCCGUGAGCGCACGAAGCGGCAUCUUCAAUGCCGAUCCCAACGAAGGCGACGUAGCGCGGAAACUGCUUCCUGUCGGCACUGGAGCGAGGAGCGAGGUGUGCGUGUGGACCGGAGACAAGGUCGGGAUACUAGGCUUCAAGGACAAGCCGAGGUUUUGUUUCGGCGUGGAUAAAGACGGGACUUGCACUCCGGACGGAAGUUCUGAUGGAGAGAGUGUUGAUGAGAGGGAUUAUGGGAAGAUGAUGAGAAGAGCAUUGGAGAGGCAGGCCGACGAGGCCAGAUUUAUGAGAGGACUGGGAUUGGGAGGUUAG